AUGUCUAUGGCACUCUUUACGAAACGACUUGCCAAAGAAUUAAGUGACCUUAAAAUUAACCCACCUGUGGGUAUUGAGAUAGAAGAAGCGGAAACCUUCAAAAGUUGGAAAUUGAAUCUCGAUGGUGUCGAUGGGACCUUAUACGCAGGUGAACGGUUCGCCUUGGAGUUUCGUUUUUCUCCGAAUUAUCCUAUGGAAUCACCAGAGGUUGUUUUCGUAGGCAAUAUACCAAUACAUCCUCACGUAUACAGCAAUGGUCACAUAUGCUUAAAUGUCUUAUAUAAUCAGUGGAGUCCUGUCUUAAGUGUCAGGUCUAUCUGCCUUUCUAUACAAUCAAUGCUAUCAAGUUGCACAUGCAAAGAACCUCCACCAGAUAACAGUCAUUAUAUUAGAACCGCGAGGUCUUCUCCGAAACUAACUCAGUGGUCUUUCCAUGAUGAUUCCGUUUAA
Messenger RNA from Diversispora eburnea, 450 nucleotides. NCBI's taxonomy places the organism in Eukaryota, Fungi, Glomeromycota, Glomeromycetes, Diversisporales, Diversisporaceae. The record is from the annotation of a GenBank genome assembly.